Messenger RNA from Eleginops maclovinus (Patagonian blennie), 5685 nucleotides. RefSeq names its product protein kinase cGMP-dependent 2 (gene prkg2). Bases 113 to 2455 code for a protein of 780 amino acids. The record is from RefSeq and is a predicted model, not a curated record. NCBI's taxonomy places the organism in Eukaryota, Metazoa, Chordata, Actinopteri, Perciformes, Eleginopidae. Gene Ontology annotation, biological process: protein phosphorylation. The transcript has 19 exons. Gene Ontology annotation, molecular function: cGMP-dependent protein kinase activity; ATP binding.
AGAGAGGAGAGGAUGCGAACAGUGCUCUCUGCGGAUGCUUGAAUGUGCAAACACGGCAUUUCUUCUUUUAAAUCAUUUCCCAGGCUCGUCUGAAGGGUGAAAAGUGAUUCAGAUGGGGAAUGGUUCGAUGAAAUCAAAGCGUUACAAACACGCGGACGGCUCUACUUCUUCCUCGUACAGCCGAGGCUACAAAGAUCAUGGGUUCAAAAACUCGUCCCUGGACUCCCUGAGGGCCCGAAUCGACGAGCUGGAACGAGAGGGCAAACGGAAGGAUGAGGAGCUUUGUACAAGAGAGCAGCAGAUCAAAAAUCUCCACGAGCAACUGGCCAAACAGACACAAGCUCUGUCCGAGCUGGGCGAGGAGCUGCAGAACAAGUGCAUUCAGCUCAACAAGCUGCAGGACGUGAUGAAGAACCAGAGCGGGGCCCCAGCAGGUCUGCCAUCAAGGCCCCCCUCCAUCAAAGCCUGCUGUAAGAACAGCCCCAACCUCAGUGUUCGCAUCAAGGAGACCCUCAAUAGGAGGAAAGGGGCCAAAGCAGGGGUGUCGGCCGAACCCACAUCAAGGACCUACGACUCUAGCAGCCUGCCAAAGUUCUCUUUCGAGAGAACCCGGGUAUCAAAGGAUGCGAGUGUAAAAAGGGUGCUGACGGAUGCCCUGAACAAGAACCAGUAUCUGAAGAGGCUGGAGCUGCAGCAGAUCAAAGACAUGGUGGAGUGUAUGUAUGAGCGCACCUACCAGCAGGGAGAGUACGUCAUCAAGCAGGGAGAGCCUGGGAACCAUCUGUUUGUUCUGGCAGAUGGGAAGCUGGAUGUGUUUCAGCAUAACAAGCUGCUCACAUCGAUAGCGGUGUGGACCACGUUUGGAGAACUAGCCAUUCUGUACAACAGCAAACGGACAGCAUCAGUGCGAGCGGUGAACAAAGUGAGGGUGUGGGUUCUGGACCGGGAGGUGUUUCAGAACAUCAUGAGGAGAACGGCUGAGACGCGACAUGAACAGUACCGCAACUUUCUCCGGAGUGUUUCACUCUUGGCUAAUCUACCAGAAGACAAGCUAAGCAAAAUAGUGGACUGCCUCGAGGUGGAAUACUAUGACAAGGGAGAGCACGUCAUCCGGGAGGGAGAGGAAGGAAGCACCUUCUACAUCAUAGCACAGGGGAAGGUGAAAGUGACCCAGAGCACAGAGUCCCACAAGCUCCCCCAGAUCAUCAACACACUGCAGAAGGGAGACUAUUUUGGAGAGAAAGCACUUGUAAGUGAUGAUGUCAGGUCAGCUAAUAUUAUUGCCGAUGAGGAUGGUGUGGAGUGCCUCGUUAUCGAUAGAGAGACAUUUGAUCAGACAGUGGGCACCUUCAAUGAGCUGCAGAAGUACCUCCAAGGCUACGUGGCAACACUUGAUCGUGACGACAAGAAAAGACAUGCCAGAAGGUCAUUGUCGCGCCACCAGAGCCAUCCGCUGUCGCCAGACGUCCUCCAGCUGAAGGAAAUGGUUUCAAUGUUUCCUCCAUCCAGGCCCUUUGACCACCUGGAGGUUGUGGCUACUCUCGGGGUUGGUGGCUUUGGACGAGUUGAACUGGUGAAGGUGCAGGGCAAGGACGUCACCUUUGCACUUAAAGUCAUCAAGAAGAAGCACGUCGUGGACAACAGGCAGGAGGAGCACAUCCACUCAGAGAGGAAGAUCCUCGCAGAGGCUCGCUCGCCGUUCGUCGUCAAACUUUACCGCACAUUUAAGGAUAACAAGUAUGUGUACAUGCUGCUGGAGGCCUGUCUGGGUGGAGAAAUUUGGAGUCUGCUCAGAGACAGAGGGAACUUUGAUGAGUCCACUGCAAAAUUCUGCGUUGGUUGCGUCACAGAAGCUUUCGAGUACCUCCAUCGCAAAGGUGUUCUCUACAGAGACCUGAAGCCUGAGAAUCUCAUGCUGGAUGCUGAGGGAUACAUCAAACUGGUUGACUUUGGUUUUGCAAAGAAGAUUAGAUGUGGCCAAAAGACCUGGACCUUCUGCGGGACACCGGAAUAUGUGGCCCCUGAGAUCAUCCUCAAUAAAGGCCACAACUUCAGUGUGGACUUUUGGUCUCUGGGCAUCCUGGUGUUUGAGCUCCUCACUGGCAGUCCUCCGUUCACAGGGAGUGACCAGAUGAUGACAUACACUUUCAUCCUAAAAGGUAUUGAGAAGAUGGACUUCCCCAAAAAGAUCACAAAGAGACCCGAUGACCUCAUACGCAAGCUGUGCAGACGAAAUCCUUCAGAGCGACUGGGCAACCUCAAGAAUGGAAUAACUGAUAUCAAGAAGCACAGGUGGUUUAAUGGCUUCAACUGGGAGGGACUAAAAGUGAGGACUUUACCAUCUCCACUGAAAAGAGAACUGUCAGGACCGACAGAUCACGGCUAUUUUGACGUCUACCCUGCAGAUGAGGACAGUCCUCCAGAUGAACUGUCUGGUUGGGACAUGGACUUCUGAGACCUUCAGUCCCAUCUUUCCAAACUGUUCUUCCUUUGCUCCCUCUUUAUACAGAAACUUAAUUGGGAAAGGUGAUCUCACAUCACCCGAGGCAGCCAUGGCGGAAGUCCUUAGACUCUGCGCAACAGCAGCUGCGAUUAGCUGGCUACUUUACCGUCUCAACACAAAUGAAGACUCACAGGAGAGUUCUGGUUUAAAUUGGACUGUGUUGUUGUGCUACCAUCACUUUCCUUUUGGUUAAUACAUCUGUAGGACAAUUUAGUGCCAGGAACUGUACAGUAGAAGUAGCACGCUAGCAUAGCAAGUUAAAAUCUGUAAGACUCAAAGUUACUGAAGGUUAUUCAAAAUCUGAUGCUGAGAAAGUAUUCUCCUGUGAGUUGCAGAUAAACACUCACCAAAAUCAAUCAAAGCUGGCAGUUUUUGUGGGUGUGAAACCAGUGAGGUAUGACAUCCUUGUUGCUGCAUUAACAACUCUUCCUGAAUAGUUGGGGCACUAAGCACAGGUAGCUUACCUUACAGUUCAGAAAUCAGCUCUGCAUUGCAACCAGUUCCCAAAUCCAUGUAACCUAGAAUUCAUGAAACAUUUAGCUUUGUCACCAUGCAAUUUGGAUUCCCAAAGAGUAUUUUUCGAUGGCAAAGUUUGGCCUCAAUGAGCUUUAGUCUACAGUGGGGUUACCAGGGGUACCGCUUUGUGCAAAACUGAACAGCUUGUCCCGCGAUCCACAAAUUGAGAAGAUGUUUAAUUGACAGUGUCCCUGCUAAAACGUACCUUUAUCCAAUAGCUGUUCAGAACGCAAAAGACGGCUAUCACAAUUGGCUGUGUCUGAUGUCAAUCAAUCAACAAAGGUGUAUUUACGGGUGUAGCAAGCUCCCAGAGAGUUUUUUUGUUACCUUUUAGAUUUUUUCAAUCAUGCAUUGAGGUGAAUUCGAUUAGAAGUGACACUACAUGUGACACUCACAAGAAAUGCCAUUCUCAUAAAGAAAAAUGUCCAUCCAUAGAUACAUUCCUCCUGUAACCAAACUAGGAUAAUCAAACAGAUGAGGUGACAGCUGCUGAAAUUACAAACGUUUACCACACUGUGCAGCACUCGCAAUCAUAGACGGUCAGCAGACUGUGGCAGUAAUCUAGCUCCAGUUAUUGUUCAUGACUCAGAGAUUGCAAAAUAAAUAUCCCAUACAAACCAAAAAGUUUAUGUUUAUUUUUAAGGGUUAAAUGGACUUUAUGUUGAAAUCUAAACUACCUCUUAGCAUCGCAGUGACAUGUUCUACUUUGUCCAACACAAACAUACUCUUUGUCCCACAUGUAGUUUGUUGACACCUGGACACCAUAGUCUACAGUUCUAGUAACAACCUAUGUCAGCAUCAACAAUAUGGUGGUAUAAAGCUCAAACUGUCAUACAAAAAAAGACAGUAGCUGCUUUUCCACUAUGGUGCUAAAUGUGAGCAAGCUAAUGCGUGCCCAGGGUCCGAGACAUUUUUAGCUUGCGAUGGCGCAAUAGUGGAAAAGUGAUGACAACUGAAAAGGCCAACACUGCACAAUUGAAUCCUUUAAUGGACAGAGAGAUAAAUCAAGAAUAUAUUGACCACACACUGUACCAACAACAGAAUGAAGCAACUUGAAACAUGCAACAUAGAUGCUUUAUCUUGGCUGUAGUGUGCAGAGUUAUUGGUUACAGCUUAGCAUUGUUAAGCUAGCCUGCAGGCUACGUUACUCAGGCUUCAUCUCAUACUGCUUUGGAAGGAGUAAGUCUUGGAACAGAUCAUUGUACCGUGUCACAGUAAUUUGUUUUCACAUUCCUUAAUCAAUCUACGAUUGAUUUCAGAUUCCGAAUUUUGGCCCUUGACGAUGGCUCCAGAUGUGGUUGGUAGGGGAAAUCUGUGAUGCAGCUGCAAAGUGCUUAUUUCUUACACCGGAGUGAAUUUGUGAUUACGCGUGCAGUUUGUUUAUGGCUUUAGAGGAAUGUAGGUGUGUGGGGAAGAGACAUAUGUGGAGAUGACACUGCAAAAAAGGCAAGCAGCUCGAGAACAAACACGAGCAGAGAUUCUACUCACAUACUUAGAUGGCAUCCAACCAGAAAGAAUUACUACUCCAAGAGAUUAAACAUUUGUAUGAAGAAGCAAAAAGAGCUACUUGUUCCAACAGUGUUUUGCUCACAGUCUCUCCUCGACCCAAACUAGAAACCCAUAAAAACAUGAACACCUUCCCCACUUAAGUUAUAGAGUGUGAGCAUCCCGUGGCAGGGAGUCAGACCUGAAGAAAUAUUUACCUUUUUCAAUGCUGAGUCAACUCUGCGGUUCCCAGCUUCUUAAGCAGAAUGCUUGGCCUAAGGUGUCGAGGAUGUGAGGAGAAACAGCAAAGAGGUCAGACUUGAGUUUAUGCUUAAAAAUAUGGGUACAGUUGAUUUACUGUAAACCUUCAACAUAUUGAGGUUUACAGUAAAUCAACUCUGUAGCACGUCUCUUUGUAUAUACUGUAUACUGUGAAGCACAAGUAUCAAAAAUACACAAUUUAUACAAUCAAAGCUACUUGUUCCUUUAUGUAAAAAUUGGGUGAGUGAGUUUUGUAAAUAUUACAUAUAUGUAUACAUUGACUGGUGAAUGUGUGGGUACAAUAUGUACAGUGUGUUAUAAUGUCUGUGUAUGGAUGCCUGAAGUUUUUGGAUAAGAUGUUGCCUUAAGAUAAUUAAAACCUUUCAGGAAAGUUACCUUCGGAAACUUUUUCAGGAAAGUUUCUUAAUAUUUCAGAUGAAGUUACUUUUUUCUUUGGUUUGAUGUGGUCAUUUCAAUGUUAUUUUAUGCCACAACAGUUUGCUGUUUCUUAAAUGUAUUUCCAAUAGUUGCAGAUGUUUCUCAAUGAGGACAUUUUGAGGUGUCAAAAAGAGGUAUGUGGACAUUAAUAUUAGCUGCAGUGCAAGGUCUGACAAUCAACUUCAAUGUGUAUUUAUUUCCCCUCAAUCAUCCUGGCGUCAUGUUUGCAAAUGUAUCUUUGGGAGAAUGUUGUGUGAUGUUUUGUUUUGCAUUAGCCAAACCAACCUAAAAAAGACUUAAAAAUAUUAAGACUUCAAUUAGACUUAUAACCUGCACCAGCAGCAAUGUCAUCUAGGUCUGUACCGAAUGUCAUUUUUAUAAUGUGAAGGUUCUAUUUAGGGUUUUAGAAUGAAAGUCUGAAUGUCUUAUCACUUAAAACAACACAGUUAAUAAUAAAUAAAUAUUUAAUGGAAAAUAACUCA